GCCGCCGGCGGGGUCGCGCCCACCGGGCGAGCGCGGCGGCGGCAUCUCGUAGCUCGGCUGCGGAGGGCCGUCCAUCGUGGCUCAGCAGAGGACAAUAAUAUUGCCUUAUCAAGCUCUCGUGCGCAAACGCAAGCCACAGCGAACAAUUGUAUGUGGACUACUAUUGCAAAUAAAACACUGCCGAUGCUGCAGCAUGGACCAGCUCCACCCUCGCCGCGAUUACUUUUG
Molecule: messenger RNA, 228 nt
Organism: Pelagomonas calceolata
Lineage: Eukaryota; Pelagophyceae; Pelagomonadales; Pelagomonadaceae
Source: the annotation of a GenBank genome assembly